AAUCUGGUUUGGGAAUUUUCUCGAUCACCCACAAAAUGAAUACCAAGCUUGAAGGUCACAAAGUGGUAAUCCUACUUUGGUACGAUUCACCUCCAGCCUUCAUCCCUCACCUUCAAGCGAAACACCCAGGACUACAAAUCCUUUGGCACAACUGCAAUACCACCAAAGUCUUACCGGAAGGAACUUGGAAAGACACUACCGCGUUGUUGACUUGGGAUAUUAUACCUGAGCUGGAAGAGGUGCCGAAGUUGCAAUUGGUACAACUUACUUCUUCGGGUGCUAAUCAUUGUUUUGGUAAGGGAAUUUAUGAGAAAGAGGACGUUGUAUUCUGUACGAGCAAUGGGACGCAUCCGUGAGUGAAGAACAAAACAGCUGGGUAGGAAGUGAAAGCUGAUUGUUACAGACCUCAAAUUGCGGAAUGGGUUUUUGCUACAUUUUUGAGUUUUCAACAUCGAAUACCGAGAUACAUGGAAGCUAUGAGAGAGGAAAAGUGGACACCAACUCAAAUUCCUGCGCCUGAAGAUUCCGUGGGAUUGAGAAUGUAUGUCUCUUAACUUCUUUCCAUGAUGGUUGUGCGCGAUCUAACAAAUCCUCAAAGUGGAGUACUCGGAUACGGAGCCAUAGGCCGUCAAUGUGCCAACGUCGCAAAAGCAUUUGGAAUGGACAUAAUAGUCUUCACAAUGCGACCUCGUCUCACUCCAGAAUCUAGAAUCGACGAUUCCUACGUCGUUCCCGGAACAGGUGACCCAAAUGGUCUCCUCCCAUCAAAAUGGUACCACGGAACGACCUCGGAAUCACUAAACCAUUUCUUAGCUCAAGACAUAGAUCUCCUUCUCAUAUCAUUGCCUCUCACACCCUCCACUACCGGUCUCAUCGCAAAAGAACAGUUUCACAUCCUCAAAAAGAAGAGAACGUUUGUCUCCAACAUUGGACGGGGCCCUAUUAUUAAGACAGAUGAUUUUAUUGAGGCGCUAGAGGAGGGGUGGAUUAGAGGGGCGGCUGUGGAUGUCACGGAUCAGGAACCGUUACCCAAGGGACAUAAGUUGUGGAAGGCAAAGAAUCUUUUUAUUAGUCCGCAUGUUAGUUGGCGGAGUACAAAGCAUGCUGCUAGGCUAUUGGGGGUGUUAGAGACCAAUCUGGAGAGGUUGAGUAAGGGGGAGGCGUACGUAAAUAGGGUUGAUAAGGUCAGGGGGUUUUAGAUGGGAUUUAGGCUUCAUUUAUUUUCUACGAGGUGGAAUGAGGGUGAGAUUUGUGCACCCGAUUAAAUUGUAGCUAGAUUCUGGAGGCGUAGAAACCCAAAUUCUCUCAAUGAGACUCAUACU
This is a messenger RNA of Hymenoscyphus albidus, 1322 nucleotides long. The record is from the annotation of a GenBank genome assembly. NCBI's taxonomy places the organism in Eukaryota, Fungi, Ascomycota, Leotiomycetes, Helotiales, Helotiaceae.